UCCAAAUGCUCUCCAUACAAUGUCACUCUCGGCUCUCACUUCAUAUACCGUGAUAUCCCGCCGUUCUACAUUAUGCCAUACUUUCCAAUGAACACAGAGGCCUUUGUGGUUUCAUGCCAACAUCCCAGCGCCGACCACGACAAUGAGACCUCAUCAGACCCGCCUAUACAUCCUCCCGCAUCUAUUCACGUCAAAAACCGCCGGAAGAGAUACCUGGAAUUACACCCAGAGUAUUUCUCUUCCGGCCUCGAGCUAGCUGACCCUCUACUUUACGAUCGCUUGAUCCGACGUUUCCAAACGGCGAGCGAACGAGAAGAAGAGGGCCGUGCAAAGGGCUACUCAGGCGAGCUGGAAGCUGAUCUUAUGAGAGCAGAACUGAAAAUGGAGGCUCUGGCGCAUCCUGAUCCAAACACAACGUUUACUUACGCUCGUGGGCCGCACGGAGAAAUUCUGGCUGAAGAGGAGGACGAGAUCCCCGCAACUCGAGAAGAGGGAAAAGAGAGGUGGAGAUCAGAGAUGGAAUUGAGAUUUCUGAGAGGAGCAGACCAAGAUUUUGAUUACGCUACUGUCGACGAGUGCGACGACUACGAUGACCAAAGUGAGGAGCAGGAGAAGUACUUCGAUGAAGAAGAGCCGGAGUGGUUGGUCGAAACGGAUGAAAACGGCAAUCCAAGACUGCAAGGAGAGACUGGUGUUCAAGACUUCUGAAUGCUUCGAUUCAACUGCCAACGAGUUAUAUACCCGCUGGUUCCAGCCGUCUCAUUUGGGCCGAAGUGUGGAUAUUGAGCAUCUGCACACUUGAAAAGCUGUAUUUGGCUUUCGGUUAGUGACCAUCUCGCCAUUGAGAAAUAAUUCUGAGUUGUUAGGCACCUCAGAAGGGUGUGAUCCCGUUUGGGCGUUUGCAAUACGCUGUAGAGUGAUUGAUCGAACACCUAG
This is a messenger RNA of Coccidioides posadasii C735 delta SOWgp, 936 nucleotides long. RefSeq lists its product as uncharacterized. The record is from RefSeq and is a predicted model, not a curated record. NCBI's taxonomy places the organism in Eukaryota, Fungi, Ascomycota, Eurotiomycetes, Onygenales, Onygenaceae.